AGAAUGUCCUGCUUGUGGAGAAGAGGCAGAGAUAGAUGAUGGACUAAUUCGAGAAAAGGAAACUUAUCUAGAAAAAAAGCAAAGGAUUGCCACCAAAAAGAUGAUUAGAAAAGUAAUUCCGGCAGAAAUAAAUUACCAAAUUAUUUUUCCUCAAAAGUCCUCGGUUCACAAAGAUAAGGGACAAAUAAAAGAGAAAUACGUUAUCAGUAUUCCUCGCAAAACUUUCUUUUUACCAAGAGAUGAUUUUGUUGAUACAGCACUGGCUCAUGAACCUAUACACCCUUUAAUUUGGGAAGAUGGACACGGCCGAGAGUGA
Messenger RNA from Racocetra persica, 316 nucleotides. NCBI's taxonomy places the organism in Eukaryota, Fungi, Glomeromycota, Glomeromycetes, Diversisporales, Gigasporaceae. The record is from the annotation of a GenBank genome assembly.